Molecule: messenger RNA, 3087 nt
Organism: Halichondria panicea
Lineage: Eukaryota; Metazoa; Porifera; Demospongiae; Suberitida; Halichondriidae
Product: protein argonaute-2-like
Exons: 20
Coding region: 147-2813 (888 amino acids)
Biological process (GO): regulatory ncRNA-mediated post-transcriptional gene silencing
Molecular function (GO): protein binding; RNA endonuclease activity; single-stranded RNA binding
Source: RefSeq, a predicted model, not a curated record
AAAACAUGAGCUUGUAGCGUUACAUGAUAAAUACACAACCUUGUAGUUUGGUUGUUAUCUACCCUUUAAUAGCUAGCUAGCUAGCUCUAUGCUAGUUCUAUUAACUCUUUAGUCCAUACAGUAUCUACCCAGAAUCCAGCAAGAUCAUGGAUGAGAACGUUCAGUUCAGGCCAUUGUCCAUUCCGUUCGAUUCGAAUUCGAUGGUAUGGCAAUCUCCCUCUAGUACCCCCGGCCCCUCCACCCCAGCCCCCCCCCUACCCAGUCCCCUAGCACAGGUCACACCCACUCCCGACUUCCACCCUCCACUCAGACCAAACUACGGUCGACUCGGAAGACCCAUCAUACUCAAAGCCAAUCAUUUUAAGGUCCAAAUCCCCUCCUGCGUACUCUAUCACUAUGACAUAUCUAUAAUACCCGAGAAGUGCCCCAGGCGUGUGAACAGAGAGAUAGUAGAAACACUAGUACAGGUACAUGGCGAGUAUUUCGGUCGACAAAAGCCAGUCUUUGACGGACGAAAAAAUCUCUACUGUAGAAGACCCUUGCCAAUUGGGAGAGACAAGAUUGAGGUUACAGUAUCACUACCUGGUGGUGAUGGGAAGGACCGAUCUUUCAGGGUUGGUAUCAAACACGUAGCUCAGGUCCAGCUGGAACAGUUGGAGAGAGUGCUGCGUGGUGACCAACCAGGAAUGCCCUUUGACUGCAUACAGAGUCUGGAUGUUGUAAUGAGACACCUACCCUCCAUGAGAUACACUCCUGUUGGCCGAUCGUUCUUCUCCCCUCCUGACGGGGACCCCCACCCCCUGGGUAGUGGGAGGGAGGUGUGGUUUGGGUUCCACCAGAGCAUCAGGCCGUCACAAUGGAAAAUGAUGCUCAAUAUCGAUGUGUCAGCCACUGCGUUCUACAAGCAGCAGCCAGUGCUGGACUUUCUCUGUGAAGUGAUGGAGCUAAGUAGCAUUGAAUGUCAGAACAGACCACUCUCAGACUCACAAAGAGUAAAGUUUGCCAAAGAAAUAAAAGGACUGAAAGUGGAAGUGACCCACACUGGCCCCAUUAGGAGAAAGUACAGAGUGUGCAACGUCACUAGGAGACCCGCUUCUGCACAAACGUUUCCGUUAACAGUAGAGUCAGGUGACACUUACGAUUGCAGCGUGUGGACGUACUUCAAGGAAAAGCACAAGCUUGAGUUGCGCUACCCACACUUACCAUGUCUGCAAGUAGGGCAAGAGAAGAAGCACACCUACUUACCAUUAGAGGUAUGUAACCUGGUGCCAGGGCAACGUUGUAUCAAGAAGCUGUCAGAGAUGCAGACCUCACGUAUGAUUAGAGCCACAUCGCGCACUGCCCCCGACAGAGAGAGAGAAAUAAACAGACUGGUGGCACGAGCCAACUUCAACGAUGAUCCAUACGUACGAGAUUUUGGCAUCUCAGUAGAGCAGAAAAUGGUGAAUGUUAACGGACGUAUACUCCCUCCUCCUCUGUUGCAGUAUGGUGGAAAGAGUCGUAUCCAAGCCCAGCCAGACAAGGGAGUGUGGGACAUGAGGGGCAAGCAGUUCCAUCGCGGUGUUGAGAUACACCAUUGGGUUCUCCUCACCUUCGCCCAGGUCCGUUUUUGUCCAGAGGACAAGAUCAGACAAUUUGUGUUCCAGUUGCGCCGCAUCAGCAACGAUGCUGGGAUGCCUGUUAUCAAGGACCCGUACUUCUAUCGUUACGUGAGUGGGCUGGAAAAUGUAGAGCCGUUGUUCAGACAGCUGAAGCAGGAGAGACCCGAGCUACAGCUGAUCAUGGUCAUUCUGCCCGGGAAGACCCCCGUUUAUGCCGAGGUGAAGCGUGUGGGUGAUACAAUGCUGGGUGUGGCCUCGCAGUGUGUCCAACUUAAGAACGUUGUGCGUCCCUCCCCCCAAACUCUCUCCAACCUCUGUCUCAAGAUCAACGUCAAAUUGGGUGGAAUUAACAGCAUUUUGGUGCCUGGAAUAAGACCAGCCGUGUUCCAGAGUCCAGUUAUCUUUAUGGGGGCAGAUGUGACCCACCCCCCAGCCGGGGAUGACAGGAAGCCCUCCAUUGCAGCACUUGUGGCUAGUAUGGAUGGUCAUCCUAGUCGUUACAGUGCCACAGUGCGUGUGCAGUCACACAGACAGGAGAUCAUCAGCGAGCUAGCUGCCAUGGUCAGAGAGAUGCUCAUUCAGUUUUAUCAGAGCACUCGGUUCAAACCUCAUCGCAUCAUCUUCUACCGAGACGGGGUCAGCGAGGGACAGUUCCAACAGGUUCUACAGCACGAGCUCAGGUCAGUGAGAGAGGCUUGUAUGAAGCUGGAGGACGACUACCAACCUGGCAUCACCUUUAUUGUCGUACAGAAGAGACAUCACACUCGCCUGUUUUGUGCCAACCCUACGGAUAUGGUGGGUCGCAGUGGUAACAUUCCAGCUGGCACCACGGUGGACGUUGGUAUCACUCACCCCAGUGAGUUCGACUUCUAUCUCUGUUCGCACGCCGGCGUCCAGGGUACAAGUCGCCCCUCUCAUUAUCAUGUUCUCUGGGAUGACAACGACUUCACGGCAGAUGAUUUGCAGUGCCUGACCUAUCAGCUGUGUCACACCUACGUUCGCUGCACUCGCAGUGUGUCCUACCCCGCCCCCGCUUAUUAUGCUCACUUGGUGGCCUUUAGAGCUCGAUAUCAUCUGCAGGACACAGAGGAUAGAAGUAGUGGAGAUGGGUCUUCUGCUAGUCUACUAAGUGAUGAUGCGCGAUCUCCUCAAGCUAUGGCUUUGGCCAUCAAGGUACACGAAGAAAGUUCAAAAGUCAUGUAUUUUGCCUGAAACUGGAAAUAGUAUUUUUUUUUGUGAAUUCUCUUUUAUAUAUUUUUCUCAUGAAUCAUUUUGUGUUUCUGUUAGACUCAGGUAUAGUCUAUAGUUCUUCAGCCAAACUGUGUAUAUAUUACUACAACAUGAAGUAUUAUUAUAUUUAUGUGUGCUAUAGCAUAGCUCCUUAUGACCAUGUACAAGUAGGCUUCUUAUUCACCACCAUUUCUACAAAAUAUUAUUUUUUUGUGUGAAUGAAGAAUGAAAAAAUGAGUAUAAUUAUUGAUCACAG